Closterium sp. NIES-65 is the source of this 846-nucleotide messenger RNA. NCBI's taxonomy places the organism in Eukaryota, Viridiplantae, Streptophyta, Zygnematophyceae, Desmidiales, Closteriaceae. The record is from the annotation of a GenBank genome assembly.
AUGGCCUUUAGGAGAAGGAAGCGUGGGGAGUGGAGGAGGCGAGAUGGGAGUGGAGGAGGCGAGAUGGGAGAGGAGGGCUGGAUGGCCCUUUGGAGGAGGAAGCGAGGGGAGUGGAGGAAGCGAGGUGGGAGAGGAGGGCUGGAUGGCUCUUGGGAGGAGGAAGCGUGGGGAGUGGAGGAAGCGAGGUGGGAGAGGAGGGCUGGAUGGUCUUUAGGAGGAGGAAGCGUGGGGAGUGGAGGAGGCGAGAUGGGAGAAGAGGGCUGGAUGGCCCUUAGGAUGAGGAAGCGUGGGGAGUGGAGGAAGCGAGCGUGGGGAGAGGAGGAAGCGAGGUGGGAGAGGAGGGCUGGAUGGCCCUUAGGAGGAGGAAGCGUGGGGAGUGGAGGAAGCGAGGUGGGAGAGGAGGGAUGGAUGGCCUUUACGAGGAGGAAGCGUGGGGAGUGUAGUAGGCGAGAUGGGAGAAGAGGGCUGGAUGGCCCUUUAGAGGAGGAAGCGUGGGGAGUAGAGGAAGCGAGGUGGGAGAAGAGGGCUGGAUGGCCUUUAGGAGGAGGAAGCGUGGGGAGUGGAGGACGCGAGGUGGGAGAGGAGGGCUGGAUGGCCCUUAUGAGGAGGAAGCGUGGGGAGUGGAGGAAGCGAGGUGGGAGAGGAGGGCUGGAUGGCCCUUAUGAGGAGGAAGCGUGGGGAGUGGAGGAAGCGAGGUGGGAGAGGAGGGCUGGAUGGCCUUUAGGAGGAGGAAGCGUGGGGAGUGGAGGAGGCGAGAUGGGAGAAGAGGGCUGGAUGGCCCUUAGGAGGAGGAAGCGUGGGGAGUGGAGGAAGCGAGGUGGAAGAGGAGGGCUGGAUGGCCUUUAG